Loxodonta africana (African savanna elephant) is the source of this 2922-nucleotide messenger RNA. It is a transcript of the gene MED28, whose product is annotated as mediator complex subunit 28. The coding region runs from base 30 to 566 and encodes 178 amino acids. The record is from RefSeq and is a predicted model, not a curated record. Gene Ontology annotation, cellular component: mediator complex. Lineage: Eukaryota; Metazoa; Chordata; Mammalia; Proboscidea; Elephantidae. The transcript has 4 exons.
CAGCGGGCCGCUUCCCAGCCAUUGGAGACAUGGCGGCUCCGCUGGGUGGCAUGUUCUCGGGACAGCCACCGGGGCCCCCGCCGCCCCCUCCGGGACUCCCGGGCCAGGCUUCGCUUCUUCAGGCCGCACCAGGGGCUCCGAGAACCUCCAACAUUACCUUGGUGGACGAAUUGGAGUCCUCUUUCGAGACCUGCUUUGCUUCACUGGUGAGUCAGGACUAUGUCAAUGGCACUGAUCAGGAAGAAAUUCGAACUGGUGUCGAUCAGUGUAUCCAGAAAUUUCUGGAUAUUGCAAGACAGACAGAAUGUUUUUUCCUACAAAAAAGAUUACAGUUAUCUGUCCAGAAACCAGAGCAAGUUAUCAAAGAGGAUGUCUCGGAACUAAGGAAUGAACUGCAGCGGAAAGAUGCCCUGGUCCAGAAACAUCUGACCAAGCUCCGGCACUGGCAGCAGGUGCUGGAUGACAUCAACGUGCAGCACAAAAAGCCGGCCGACCUCCCUCAGGGCUCCCUGGCCUACCUGGAGCAGGCGUCGGCCAACAUCCCCGCGCCGCUGAAGCAGACUUGAGCGCCAGAGCAAAGGCUGACUCAUGCAUAAGUCCGUCCGCCUGAGGACGGCUGUGCACAAUACCCAUUCUCGUGGGCGUGGUCUCUUGGAGGAACUCUUUGCCAGACAGUGAGACGAUUUCCGUUUCAUGCUUCCCGCUGAGCUUCUCACCCUAUUUUUAUAAGCUGUUUAUCUCUCCAGUACUUCCUAAGAUGUCUAUAGCUUUGAUAAACCAGGCAGAUGUGUUUUAAGUUUAGACUUAGUUCAGUGUGAUGUCAAUUACAGAUGCCUUUUCGUGGUUUUUUGGCUGUUUUAUAUUUGUGUGACUUUUAAUUUCUUCUUGUGUACUUCUCGAAAGUCCUGGUGGCUUAGUCGUUGAGAAUUUGGCCGUUAACCAAAAGGUCAGCAGUUCAAAUCCACAAGGUGGUCCUUGGAAACCCUAUGGUGCAGUCUACUCUGUCCUAUAGGGUCACUCUGAGGUGGAACUGACUCGACGGCAACGAGUUUGGUUUUGUGUAUUUCUCGUUGUUAUAUUAAUUUGUGUGAUCUGAGGGAGAAAAUCACCCUAGUCUGGGCAUCAGAUGAGGAUUUUGGUUGUAGGCCCCGUAUGAUAAUUGUUCCUCAGUAGUAGUGUCGGAAAGCAUGUGAAUUUGGGAUGUUCCAGACUUUGAACUACCUCAAGAAGAGGAAUCUAAUGCAACCCUGUUUGUGAGGAGCGAGGCUAUUGUGUAACGGCUUAGGUUAGUGUAGUAGUACUGCUACUUUGGUUUGGGGUAACUUUAUUCUUUGUGUGGUGCUGAAUUACUUUUUUCAGGGGGGCGGUGAGGAGUAGGAGAGGGGAUACGCUAAAUUGUGUUAUGCUCCGCACUAAAGGAAUCCGUUCCAGGACCGGGCAGACCCUGUUGUCAUAUAGCAUGGCCGUUGGGUGUAGGUGAAGUGUGAGGGGUUAAAGUUUGCCGUGAUACUCUCUUAGUCUAGUUCAGUUUUCUUUUUGCUUUUCUGGAGGAGAGAGAGUUUCCAUUAAGGAAGCUUUUUGCUAAUGGAUGGUCUUGAUUCCAGAGACGGGGGCCCCAGGGUAGGGGAGUGGGCAGUAGGGUGGCCCUGUGCUACCGGACCACCAUAAAAAUAUGUCCAGCCUCAGCCUUUGGGAGCAUAUCUUAACCUCGUUACUUCAUAGGCCCCUCAGAGUCUCUCUGAAUCACCAUUGAGAAAUACAGAUCAGCAUUGUUUCUGGUGCUGGUUAGAUGAGGUUUUUGUUUCUCCGUUUUAUACAAUCUCAUUAGGUGACAUCUCUCUACCCAACACAGACACUCUGUUGUCUUUGGAUGGGCUGCACUUCUUUGACUGGUGCCUUGGGUCCGUUUGGUUUCUUUAGCCUUGAAGGCCCCAUCCCACACACAUUCAAAUCCACUUACCCUUCCUGGCCCAGCCUAGAUGUUCCCUGGUCUGUGAAGCCUUCCAACCCCUUUCCUCUGCAUUCCAGGGCACAGGACUUUUGAUCUCUUCAGUAGCCCAUGCUGGGCUCUCCUUGUGAGUUAGUGAUUUGUAUCUCUCCCUACCUUUUGCUUUUGUAAGCCCAUGAUAAUCAUGCAUGUGUGUGUGUGUGUGUGUGUGUGUAUACAUAUAUUUUUUUUUUCCCCCAGUUACUGUUGAGUUGAUUCUGACUUAUGAAAACUCCCUAUGUGUGAGAGUAGAACCGUGCUCCAUCGCUUUUCGAUGGCUGAUUUUUCAGAAGGAGGUCUCCAGGCCUUUUCUGAGGCACCUCUGGGUAGACUUGAACCUCCAACAUAGCAGUUAGCAGCCAAGCGUGUUAACCAUUUAUACACCCAAGGAUUCCUUUAAAGAUAUGUGAAAAAAAAAAACCAAACCCGUUGCUGUCAAUUCGAUUCUGACUCAUACUGGCCCUACAGGACAGUAGAACUGCCCCAUAGGGUUUCCAAGGCUGUAAAUCUUUACAGAAGCAGACUGCCACAUCUUCCUCCCGCAGAGUGGCUGGUUAAGUUUGAACCACCGACCUUUCAGUUAGCAGCUGAGCUCUUAACUACUGCGCCACCAGGGCUCCUGUCUUUAAACAUAUAAAGACCAUAUGUUAUCACUUAUACAUAAUACUUACUAGUCACUUUGUGUGUGUGUGUGUGGUGUCUGGCAGAUGGACCUGUAGAUUUCCAGCCUGAGGCCAGUGAACCCCUAGCAAAAUUAAAAAUACCUCCUCAGUUGGAAUGGAUAGGUUACACAGAGCUUUUAAAAAUUGUUUUUACUCAACAUUAUGUCAUUUCAAGGUUGCUAACCUGGUCAUCUUGUGCUGAUUGGAAGCUGUAAUUGGCAGCUUUAGACUUCUUGAUUAAAAACCUAAAUAAAGGUGUUCUUGGUAGAACAA